GAGGAGGUUGCAUUCUUAAGGCGUGAACUGGAAGAACUGAGAGGGCAGCUCGCAAUGACUAAUGGUGAAGAUCUGAAGUCAUCAAUAGAAAACGAAGUUUCUGAGGCGGAAAUAUCAGCUCGAUUAAAAUUGCUGCGCUUGGAAAGAGAGAACGAACAGCUGGAUAAGACAAUGGAGGAGUUAAAGCAAGCGUCUGCGAGGGUAGCUUCUUUGGAAAUGAAAAACAAGGAGCUACUGCAACAGUCAGAGGAAGAGAAAGGGCUAAUUGCUACAGCACAAGAGGAGGUAAAGUUGGAACAGGCAAAGUCGAAGGAGUUUCAGGAAGACCUGGUAAGGCUGAAUUUGGAGCUUGAAAAGUAUGGAAUAGAUGCUACUCAGCAACUGACUAGUCUCAAAUUGAAAGAGAAAGAGAAGUUUGCUAAUCUUGAAUCUCGCCUGGAUGCUGCUUUGAAUCGUAGUGUUGGGUUUGAUGAAGAGAGGAUUGGUGUACUAGAGUCAAGACUAGAAGAAGCAAGUCAGACGAAUCGAGAUCUUAGCAAAGAGUUAGAUGGAUUACGGCAGGACAACUUGCGUCUAAAAGCAUCAACAACCAUGAAUGUGAAUGCAUCCGAGUUAAGUUCAAAUUCAAGACAGGGCAAUAUUUCACCAACAGACACGGCUUCCAGUGGUGGCUAUAGCCAUGAAGCCAGUCCUUCGACAGAUAGGAAAUGGGAUCUAGGUUACUAUGAUAGAACAGAGUCACCACAAAUGCGUCACAGUAAAAUGUCUGACCAUUCUCGUCAUUCACAUUCAUCACCGUACAUGGUACAUGUUAAGGAAGGAAUCUCAACCUCCGAUUAUGUCCACCUGCAGAACAAAGUACUUGACUUACGAGGAGAAAAGUCUGCAUUGGAGCUAGAGAUUACAGAGUUAAGAAGUAGAAUGAAUCGACUUGAACAAGCUAAGGCAGAUGUUGAAGUUAGACGAAAAACUGAGGUUGCUAGCAAAGAUGCUGACAUUCGUGCAAUACAGCGUCAACUGCAAGAUUUGGAAGUUUUCAGAGUGGAGGUGGAAAUUAGGCGGAAUGAAGUCAAUCAGCUAAACAGAGAAUUGUCUCAGUUCCGGCGACGUCUUCAGGAAGCAGAAUCUGUGAAGGCUGACUUGGAAAUUCACCAGCAUUCGUUGUCUGCUGUGAAACUUGCCGAAUCAAAGAAUUUGAAAAGAAAGUUGGAUGAAGUUCUUGCAAUCAACCACGAGCUAGAAAAUGCACAAGAUACACUAGUAGAGAAGUGUUCGAUGUUGGACCAGAUGAACAAGACACUGGAGCAAGAAAACAAGCAUUUAUUGUCACAGUUGAAUAGCUUGGUUCUUCAGAAUAGAGACCUGAUGACGCAGAACAUGGACAGUAAAGACAAAUUUCAUGAAGAGGAAAAACAGUUUCAAGAUAAGCUAAAUGAGAUGGAAUACGAGAAGCGAAGACUUGGUGUUAAGCUUGAACAGUUAGAAGCGGAAAGAAAUAGAAAGAGAAAGGGUUUCUUCAAAAGAAUGAAAGGCAAACUGAAGGGUUCGAAACAGGGCAUCAACAGAACUGAUGGUGGUUUGGGUCUACAGCCAGAUCAGGUAACAGUUACAAGUGGUGGCUCAGGAGACUCUAAUCCUUCACUAAGUAGACAAACAGUCAGUUUUGCUGGUUUACCUGAAGCUGGACAAGGUCCACAGCAGAUCGGUAGUAAGCCAGCAAUGAGAGCGAGUAUUGCAUAUAGACCAUCAGAGGUGUCAUCGCGGACCAUCAGUGAUGGAUAUCUGUCACCUGAGGGAGAUACCCCUAGGUCAAGAUACUCCAUAGCAACUGCUGCACCAAGUGACAAAGCUAACCGUGCUGAUGCUCUGGUAUCGCUUAACGAUUUUUUGCUGGAAUCGGACAAGACACCAAGAUCAAGACAACGAUAUGUGGAAGAUACUCUCAGUAGUUUACAGUCUCCUUAUCGAAGCAGGGGAGCUACUGUUGCUAGUGCUACUCCUACCAAUGAACUGAUGCCUCGUCGUGAAAUGUACGUAGGUGAGUCACCUCCUUCAUUCCUAGCAACACCUCCAGGGAGAACAAGUGAUGGUGGUACAUACUUAUCAAGCAGUGCCAAUCAAGGUCGUACAUCUCCAUUGGGUCGAAUGCGACGUGAACAAAACUCGGACAUUCUUUUGAAUACUAAAAGGCGUUCUCCCAAAGCUCGACGUCGGAUGCAGAGCAGUGAUGCGCUUUUGGGAGGAGGAAUUCAUUCUCCACCUUUGUCUUUGCAAGAGACUGAGGACUGCUUCUCUGAGGAGGAUGGUAUGUCUCUCGAAAAGAGCACCACGUUACCUCGUCGUCAUAAGAAAACUGCCGAAGCAAUGCUUGGAUUGCUGGAACCACAUUCUCAGGGACUGAGAAAAGCGUCUAGCCAGGAGAGGCUACCAUCAGACGGAGCUCCUUCAGAUGACACUCUUGUUAAGCGCGAUGCAACAUCACCAGUGCAUCGAUCACAAGCUCGAGCUACACUUGUUGUUGUGCAGCCGCCUGCUCGGCCUGCUGCACAAGGUGCAAGCAAUGGUGAUUCAAGACAAGUUUCAACAGGUUCUGGUGAUGCAGACUCUGGUUUUGCUGCACCUUCUACACAUCUGUCUCCUGUGGGCAAUGACAUUCGCGCUCCAACGUACCAGUCGACUCCGAUGAGACCAAAACAUGAUGUGAGGAGUUCCAGUGAAGAAGAAGCACUUACGAAUGCGAGCAGUGGAGUUGAUUUAAUAGUAAGCAACUCAAGUAGCAAUCGUUCUAUUGCUGACAAAGGUAGAGUUCAGUCACCAACAUCACCAAAUAAAACCACGAACGAGACUAGUAUGGAUGUGUCUGGUUGGUUUGAAUACGGCACUGUGUGAAGAUGAGGUGACAACUGAACAUAGCCAUGUCUUUGAAAUAGUGAUGUAUGGUACAGUAUGGACGAUUUCGGGGCUGUAGAACAUGUUUGGUACAAUUUUAACUGCACAGACAUAUUGGUAUGAGAAGGCGUGAAGUCAUCAUGACAGUGUUGUGUUAGUCUUGUGUUGUAAUUUAGUAUGUUGUGGACUCUGUAUCACAAAUUGUAUAUUCUUGCUGAAAUAUUGCUUACAGUCAUGGUAAAUAAUAAAUGGUUUGUUUGUUGUA
Molecule: messenger RNA, 3154 nt
Organism: Corticium candelabrum
Lineage: Eukaryota; Metazoa; Porifera; Homoscleromorpha; Homosclerophorida; Plakinidae
Product: protein Daple-like
Exons: 12
Coding region: 55-2889 (944 amino acids)
Biological process (GO): cytoplasmic microtubule organization; cytoskeleton-dependent intracellular transport
Cellular component (GO): cytoplasm; centrosome
Molecular function (GO): microtubule binding; dynein light intermediate chain binding
Source: RefSeq, a predicted model, not a curated record